This is a messenger RNA of Cooperia oncophora, 597 nucleotides long. The record is from the annotation of a GenBank genome assembly. NCBI's taxonomy places the organism in Eukaryota, Metazoa, Nematoda, Chromadorea, Rhabditida, Trichostrongylidae.
UUGGUUCCUCAAUCAUCUUUUUUUGCAGCUGAGCCGAAAUGCCCUCAGGGCAGAGCCUAUGUGGACUAUUCCGGAAAGUUCCUACAAUGUGGUGAAGGGAUCGGUGGAAACGCUUGUCCAGCGAACUACGAAUGCAUUUUUGACGGUCUUAUUCAUGGAUGCUGUCCGAGUAAAGCCUACACCUGUUCACUUCAAGUAAGCAAAGGUGUCACUUGUGGAUCUGGCUCUAGCUAUCGUUUCUACUACAAUAAUCAACUGAAGGAGUGCCAAUCGUUUUUGUUCCUUGGUUGUGAUGGUAAUUCCAACAAUUUCCCAUCAGCAGAGAAAUGCCAAAAUUAUUGCGAAAUAGCAGUAUGUCCAAACGGAGGUUCUCCUCUGAGAAUGAACCAAAAGCUGCGUACCUGUUCAACGUCUGAUCCGUGCCCGUCUGGCUACGAAUGCAGUCAAGUGGAUUCGAAUGGUGUAACUCAACGAAGAUGCUGUCCGACUAAAAAUCAUACAACGACCCCACACUCCCCUCUACGACAAUUCCACCAACUUGCUGGAGCCACCAUGAGUACGACGCUUGUCGCAAUUGUGUUCUGGCUAGGCAACUAA